This is a messenger RNA of Rhodotorula graminis WP1, 597 nucleotides long. RefSeq lists its product as uncharacterized. The transcript has a single exon. Bases 1 to 597 code for a protein of 198 amino acids. The record is from RefSeq and is a predicted model, not a curated record. Lineage: Eukaryota; Fungi; Basidiomycota; Microbotryomycetes; Sporidiobolales; Sporidiobolaceae.
AUGUCUUCCUCCUCCUCGACAGCCCCAUCGCCCUCUCUCUCGCCCUCCCCGCCUCCCUCGCUCGUCCUCGUUCCGCCGACGCCCCUUCCUCCUUCCUCGCCUCGUCUCCCAUCGUCGCCGGCGCCACCCUCCUUCUCCCGCCGCGGCCGCGCCCCUCACCGUAUCGCGCGGCUCCCGCCGCCACCCCUGCCCUCGACGUCGACCGCCCUCCUCGGAGCCGCUCACGUCCUCGAGCACUACCUCGCGUCCCCCUCGCCGACGACGGCCGUCCACUCGCCGCGCACCCGCACGCCGCCGACCUUGUCCCUCCCCUUCACGAGCCUGCUCGUCGUCGACGCGUCGUCGUCGUACUCGGUCGACGAGGACGUCGUCCCGCCGCCGUCGAGGACCGCGCCGAGCAAGAAGCACAAGAAGCAGCGGCUGCGCAGCCGGUCGACGCCGGCGCGCCCGAGGAUCCCGGCGAUCUGGCGCGACAAGAGUGAGAAGGUCGACGAGACGGUCGAGUCGCGGCGGGCGGUGGGAGGGAGGUCGUGCGAGAGCGAGCUCUUGCACGUCGACGCCAAGCUCGAGUGGGCGAGCCGGGCGCUCGGCUUUUGA